Molecule: messenger RNA, 1626 nt
Organism: Gossypium arboreum
Lineage: Eukaryota; Viridiplantae; Streptophyta; Magnoliopsida; Malvales; Malvaceae
Product: disease resistance protein RPS5-like
Exons: 7
Coding region: 1-1626 (541 amino acids)
Molecular function (GO): ADP binding
Source: RefSeq, a predicted model, not a curated record
AUGGAUUGGACAGGUUUUGUUGACAACAACUUUAUGAUGAGUAUUGCUAAACUACAAAAAGACAUGGCAAGUAAGAUUGGAGUAAGCUUUUGUGGUGAUGAAGAUGAAAUAACAAGGGCAGGGAUGCUGUUUGAAGCAUUGUCACGAAAGCGAAGGUCUAUGAUCAUCUUGGAUGACCUAUGGCAGGAGGUUUCCCUUGACAAGGUAGGAAUUCCUAAGCCAUCUACUGGGAGUAAAUUGGUGUUGACGACACGAUCAUUUGAUGUGUGUCGAAAAAUGAGUUGUAGAGCCAUUAAAGUGAAGCCUUGGGUGGAAGAAGAGUCGUGGAAGCUGUUUCCGGAGAAGAUGGGUCGGGGUAUUCUAAAUAUUCCAGAAGUGGAACUAAUUGCAAAAAAGAUCGUUGAGCGCUAUGCGGAUUUACCCUUGGGAGUAAUUACUGUAGCUUCUUGUAUGAAGGACAUUGAUGACCUUUGUGAAUGGAGGAAUGCACUUAAGGAACUAAGUGAUCGUAAAAAAAGUGUUAAUGGAUUGGAAGAAGAGGUGUUCCAUUGUGCAUUAUAUCCUGAAGAUUGGGAAAUUGAGGAGAGAGAGCUUGUUCGACUUUGGAUUGCAGAAGGGCUUGUGGAAGAUAUGGAUAGCAGACAGGUAGAGUUUGACAGGGGUCGUGCAAUAAUGAAUAGACUCUUAAACAAGUGCAUGGGAUUAAGGGAGCCACCAAAUGUGCAAGAAUGGAGUGAGGAUUUAGAGAAGGUUUCAUUGAUGAGGAAUUGGGAGUUUGAAGUUCUGUAUCCCUUGGAAAUGUCACCACCAAAGUGUCCGAUGCUCACAACAUUGUUGCUGUCUGGUUCUAGUAUAGAGUAUUCUGGAAGGUUUCUUCAGCCAUAUGGAUGGACUCAAGAGUAUGUGCCAUCAUUGUCAAAUCUUCGAGCUUUAAAGGAGUUGGAUCUUGAAGGAACAGCUAUCAAGGAAGUCCCUCACGGAAUGCAAAACUUGUCGAGCCUCAAGUGCCUAAAACUAGGUUAUAGGAACGUAGAUGAGAUCCCGAAUGGAAUAUUCCCUAGACCUUCUUGCCUUCAAGAAUUGAAUGUUGGUAAAGCGUUCAUAAGUGGAAAAGAGAGCCACGUUAAUACUUCAUCGUUGUGGGUGAAAGAAGAUGGGCAGUGGAACUUUUUGCAUCAAAAACGUUUGUAUUACGGGUUGGUAUCUGUUGGGGUCUUGACUCCGGAGGAACUUGGUCUUCAACUUCAUCCACAUGACUUGGGCAGCAUGGUCUGCUCCUUAGCUGCAUAUGCUCCUGAGGUUUCGUAUUGUGGCCAACUGGAGGAAAUAAUAGCAUCAGAGGAAAGAGGAAGGGUUACCAUGGAAUUUUGUUUUCCACGAUUAAAGGAAAUGUCAUUGAAAUAUUUACCUGAAUUGAAGAGCAUUUGCAGUGUUGAUGCAGUAAUGAUUUGUGAAUCUCUUGAAAGGCUUGAUGUAAUGUCUUGUCCGAAAUUAAAAAGGAUGCGUUUUAAACUUCCCCAGGUUGAACCAUCUUCACCACUAGAACUGGCUAUUAGUCUAGAGGCAAUGGAGUUGUUCGAAUCAAUAGAAUUGGCUCAUCCUGAUUUCAAGUUUAAGUUGUUAUGA